Molecule: messenger RNA, 1220 nt
Organism: Juglans regia (Persian walnut)
Lineage: Eukaryota; Viridiplantae; Streptophyta; Magnoliopsida; Fagales; Juglandaceae
Exons: 2
Coding region: 196-717 (173 amino acids)
Source: RefSeq, a predicted model, not a curated record
AUCUCUCGUCUUUAGCUCUCUCGGACUCUCUCUCACUCACUGUCACUCUCUCUACUCGGAUUUGAUCUGUGUUCAGCCUCCCUUCUUGGACCGAAUCAUCUGUGCUUCAACUUUCCCUCCGUCUUAGGGUUUUCAAUGGAAACUUCUGAAAGGUUUUCAGAUCAAGGGUUGGAUUAAAUCAAGGCUGGUACAAGCAUGGAAGAGGACUUUCGAAAGCCUCCUCUCACUUACAGUGCCGACGAGAUUGAUGCCUGUCAAAUCCUGCUCCAACUUCCUGUUUUAGUCUGUGAAUCAGAUUCUCGCCUCAAUUGUUUCGGAUUCAAUUGGGGCUUUAAGAGGACGAGAUCAAACCCACUUCCAAACUCUAUCAAAGACAAGGUUAGGGAUCCUGCAACCCAGGUUUCUUCCUCUCCCGGUGAAUUCCAAGAGAACUUGAAAAGGAAGAGGGAGUAUGGGGAUAUGAAGCAUGAAUCUGGAAGGAUGAAGGACUUGGGAUUGAAAGCAAUGAAGCAAGAUAAUCACAUCAGUUCACUCGGAAUUCACAACAUCCCUUUUGAAUUAUUGGCCCUAGAGUUCGAUCUGAAUGAGGCUAAUCGGAUUCUGGAUAAGACCAUGGCUGCUCAAGCUGGAAAGACAAGGAUUAAGAUAUGCAGGGCCAAGAACUCUUCUGCUGACAGUAGACAAUGCAACCCAAUACUAACAUUAGAUGCUCGAUGAUUCGUACAUUCAUCUGUAGCUUUUGUUUUCUUUCGUUUCUUCUUCCUAUUCAUCUAUCUGUACAUGGGCCCUGCAAUCCAGCUUUGUUCCUCAACCAGUCGAUUCCAAGAGAAGCUCAGGAUUUGUUAAGGAACAGAGAUCAUUUAUCAGAUAGGGGUUGUGAAUGAUGGUUCUGAAGAAAUGGAGGCUUCCAACUUUGGGUUGAAAGCAAGGAAAUAAAAUAAUCAGGUGGGAUUUAUUCCUAGUUCUUGAUCAGACUUCUUUGUCUUGAAAACGAUGCUAACAUUCCAUUUGGGUGGCGCAAGAGUUGGAUCUGAACGAGGCCACGACUACUCAAGCAAGAUAUUUAGGGCCAAGAACUUAAUGGCUUGAUGGUUCUAAUGCUCAUUCGUUUUUAGCUUUUCUUUUUUACCUUCCUUUUCUUUUCUAUUUUUGGGCCUCUCUAGACGAUUAUUUGCGUUGUAAAAGUGUGUUGAGAAUCGAGAUUAAUACAAUGUUACAAA